AUGGAGGGCGCUCGACCUCUGGAAUCGGACACCACUAAUAAACUCACAAAAUUCUCUACACCCUUCUCCAUUGAGAGUUUGAUUGCGAAUCAUCAUCACCACCAGCAACAGCAGCAACAGCAACAACAACAACAACAACAACAACACGAUCAAGAAAGAAGCCCACAAAAGCUAGUCAACGCCAAUAAUCGCGACCAAGACCAGCUAAAUGCACGCGCCUUAGUCGCCACCUCUGCCUUGGGUCUCACAAAUUUCCCCUUCUACAAUCCCUGGCUACAUGGUUACUUUGCACAGAAUCACGAUCGAUUAACGCAGCUGAUUUCUAGCGGUUGUUAUCUGUCAAACUUCACAAAAGCUGAGCAAAAUCUAAGUUCAACGCCACUGCCGGCACCCCUACUCGCGCAACUGGCGGCAAAAAGUGCCUCAUCACUGCCAUCGCAUCCGCAUCUUAUGCCAGCUAGUGGCAGCAGCUUUCCACCCAGCUCGAGUAACGGUGACCAUCAUGUACGACCGGUGCCGUCGGUGUCAGCGCAUUCGUUAGAUUCACAAAUGCCAGCGCGUUUUUUGUUCAAUCCGUCGGAUGCGAAUUAUCGCGAGAAGGUUUUGUUGAGUAAUUUCGGUGGUCUCGGCUCAAGUGGUGCGUCAGUAAACGCGUCUCAUUCGAAUCUUGCCAAUGAUUUAAGUGACGAUCAUCAACGUUCAAAUUUUGAAUUCAUAGGUGAUGAUUAUGUUCAUAAUUUAACGGUACAUACGCGCCUGCAGAGUCCUAACCAGAAUAACUUGGUUUUAAGUGAUCCAAAUGCCAGCGAUAUGACGUUGGGUGCUUCGUCCGCCUCCAGCUGUGGUAAUACCAACAGUCGUGACUCGGACAAAUCGCAUACGUCCGAAGCGUUGUUGGAUGUGGGCGUGGACGAGGAUUUUGAUUGUAGCGGCGAUUCCUGCAGUGACAUAAGCCUUACAAUGUCGCCGAAAAACUAUAGCACUGAUAUGGAUAAGAGCAGAGGCUACACACACUCUGAUAGUGAAGACUGUUCGGAUGACGAAACUGUGAAUGGACAAAACGACUCGCAUAAGGAUUCUGCGAGUAGUUGUGGGGGUGGAAAUUCCAAAUCACGCCGAAGACGUACCGCUUUUACCUCGGAGCAACUGCUGGAACUUGAAAGGGAAUUUCAUGCAAAGAAAUAUUUAAGCCUGACUGAAAGAAGUCAAAUAGCGACGAGCCUUAAACUUAGUGAAGUACAGGUGAAAAUUUGGUUUCAAAAUCGUCGCGCCAAAUGGAAGCGUGUCAAAGCUGGUCUCACAUCGCAUGGCCUCGGACGUGGUACUGGCGGUGGCACCAAAAUUGUUGUACCCAUACCUGUGCAUGUGAAUCGGUUCGCGGUGCGUUCGCAACACCAACAGCUGGAGAAAAUGUGCCUGAGUGGUCCAAAACCUGAUCUGCGCAAGAAAAUGCCCACCGAGCUUAGCGGCUUCGAGAAGUUCAAUGCGACCAAUGGCGUGGUGGCGAGCUUAAGCAAUGGCAGCGCUGCUGGUGUUCUCAGCGCUACAGCGACGCCGGCAGCAUUAAUGGCGGCAGCAAAUAUGGCGGCGGCGAAUACAGUUACGGGUACUUUGGCGUUGGCGCGGAGCAUUUAUUGA
This is a messenger RNA of Rhagoletis zephyria (snowberry fruit fly), 1638 nucleotides long. It is a transcript of the gene unpg, whose product is annotated as homeobox protein unplugged. Gene Ontology annotation, cellular component: nucleus. Gene Ontology annotation, biological process: regulation of nervous system development; regulation of transcription by RNA polymerase II. The record is from RefSeq and is a predicted model, not a curated record. Lineage: Eukaryota; Metazoa; Arthropoda; Insecta; Diptera; Tephritidae. Gene Ontology annotation, molecular function: DNA-binding transcription factor activity, RNA polymerase II-specific; RNA polymerase II transcription regulatory region sequence-specific DNA binding.